UGAUAACGGUAUCCCUUGGGGAGGACAUUCCCAUGAGUUCCCCCCCAUUAUUCCAUGCGUGGGCUACGGAGUAUUGUAUAAAGCAUGAACUCGUGCCCGCCAAAUCCCUAGUCUACGGAAUCCAUCUAGUUAUUCGUCAUGGAGAAGAUUGGCGAGGAUCCAGCUCCAGAUAGUCGCGAAUCCCCUUCGAAAAGGCAAAAGACCCUCAUUUCACAUUGUGGGGAUCAGAAAACAGCGGACGCUAGUCUCGAAUCUGGGGAAGAAAAGUUGAUCGAUGGAAGCAACAACAGUACCGCGCGUCAUGUGUCAGAUCCGGAAUCUGUGGAGGAAAAAUUGAGCGGUGGAAACAGCGGCAUCACCAUGCCGAGCGAGGAAGAGGAGAUGAGUGCGGAUGAAGAAAUGGUGGGUGGCGAGUUUAAAGUAAAAGUUAUCUACGCUGAUAAUGACUGCUAUAUGUCGCUGGAGGACGAUGAUGAGGAAGCCUCUGACGACAGUACCGCCACCUAUGACAGUGAUGACUCUUAUGCUGGAAACUUGAGUGACUAUGAAAGUAAAAAGGAUUGGAAGAAAGGAAUGAAGUACAACAGACUGUUAUCGGAAACGGAUGGCUUUGGUGCUAUCACCGUUAUACCAAAAGCGGUUAUUAACGGAAUAUGGCCUAUUAAAUUGAUUGGAAAGCACCAAUCUAAUUUGGAGAAAUACACCAACUUGGCUAUUCAGAAGUACAACUCUGAAAACGACACAAGUCUGGAAUUUGAAGGGAUUGCGAGGGCAAACCUUGGAAUGGGUUCUGGCUAUAUUUAUUACAUAACAUUCAGGGCUAGAGACACAGUUUCUGGAGUGGUGAAUGCAUAUGAAGCUAAAGCCUUUCACUCCUACGUUUCAGAGUCUAAGCAUGAAUUGCUGUUUGUUAGGAUGGCACAGGAACAGAUGGAGGUUUGAGCAAGUGAUAUGUUUGGGGACAAGAACACCGUUUUAUUUUUUACUCCAUAUUAAUAUUAAGGAUGUUAUUGCUGUCUGUAUUGAUACCUGACCAAGUAUCUUUUGUGCAAAGCGGUUCCAUUCAGAGGGAAUCUCCUAAUUAUUUCACAAUAGGUAAUUGUAUGGGUUUGUAAUCACAACCCCUGUAUUCGGGAGGGGAUUGACCUUUAACUUCAAUUGAAAAGCUGUAAUUGAGAAGCCAGCUGAAAUUAAACGUGCCGGGUUGUUUAAGUAUAAGAGGGGAUUGGCCUUUCAAUUAGAAUGGGCCAGAGUUUGCGCAGAAGAGGAUUUGGUUUCCUCUAAAUGAUACUAC
Molecule: messenger RNA, 1294 nt
Organism: Cuscuta epithymum
Lineage: Eukaryota; Viridiplantae; Streptophyta; Magnoliopsida; Solanales; Convolvulaceae
Source: the annotation of a GenBank genome assembly